CGUGCCAGACAGUGCGUGCGUGUGUGACGUGAGUUUUUCACGGUUUCGGGCCGUGUCCGGGUGUCCCGUCUAAUCGAUUGGUGGGGCUUGAGACAGUGAGGCGUUACGCGCGUUACGGUGUUAUUAUGCAGGAUUACCUGGGAUUAGGCGUGGAUUAAGCUCUGGCGGCCAGUCGACCGGCGGCGCUGAAAAGCCCUUCGAGGAGGAGGCUUUUGAAGGCGGUGGGGGUGAGAAAAACGUCGCGACGCGAGUCGGGAAAGUGUCUGACUCUGCAGGGAGUGAGUGAGACGGCUCCGAGUGAGAGAGAGAGAGUGAGAAGGGGAGAAAGUUUUGUGAAGGAUUUUGGGGGAAGUUUUUGUCGCGUGGAAUUUCGGAGUUGUGCUGGCAGACUUGAAAAACACAACGUUUGCUCGGGAUUGAACAUGAGACCUGUAACUAAGCCAAGAGGUCACGUUGACUGCACGUUAAACGAGUGUUGACAAGGUUCCAGCAAUGUGAUAGCGAAAAGGUGCGACCGGAAAGGUCUCGAAUUACCCUGGAAAGCGCCACGUUAAGCGCCAGAGUGAUUGAUGGAAAAUCAUAAAAAAGGAGUAUUCAGCCAAGUGUAAAUAUUGUGCAGCGUAGAAAUAAAAAAAAAAGAGGGAGAGUGUCGCAGACCGUCGUUAAAGCCGUGUAAUCUGCCAACCUCCGACAAACUGUCGUCACGUCGUACGCUACACACAUCUACUACUGCCGUAGAGCGUUGAUAAUAAUCUAUGGACGACCCCCCCGCCGCACCUUCUUCCAACCUCCGGGGCAGGUGGUUGCCCUCGGGCCUAGGAUGCUAGGGUCGUUUCAAAAGUGAGUCUCUCACAACUCGUGUGUGAAGCUAUUAGGCGGAAAAUUUGCCCACUUCCACCCCGAUUCCCCUCCGUCGAAUUUUCCUCACGUACAUAACCUAAAAGGAUCUCGCACACUCCCAAAAAAGCCAAGCGUGUCCCUGCGAUUGUGUUGGUGCAUAAAACGCUACCCUAGUGUUGAUGGUGGUGUUGGUGGUGGUGUAGCGCAGUACGGCAAUGUGUUUAUUUCAUCGUGAAAAUUUAGGCCCCAAAAAUGUGCAAAUGAAAAGAUAACAAACCUCGAAAGGUGGCCGUUACGUCGUUGCCGGAAUUGCCAAUUUUGCGCGUCGGAGGGAAAAAUCGGAAAAAAAGGAUAACACAUUACAGUGCCGCACACACGUAAAAUAAAUCCACGUGAGUUGGUGGCGGUGAAGGUCGGUCGGGGUUGGUGUCGUCUCAGGCACAGGCAGCGGCAGGUUAAGGAUAAAUGUCCCGCGGAGUUUGGAGGAGUGGGGAAGGACGACUCGUGCCACGUGAAAAGUAAUCUUUCCAGAAUUCUGAGGCUCGAAACGUCAUCGUGUGACCGAAUCCCGGCAGGUGCCCGAAUCUCACAGUUCUUUUUUCCCCGGAAUAGGAAUUGCUCUCGCCCGUGGAUUAGGUCACCGGGAAUUAGAUGGAAAAUUAUCACCCGUGUGUGCGAGGAGGAAAAAUUGUCGUGAGGGGGGGGAGGCGCCGGUCAAGCCGUUCAUCACACGUGGUGGUGCGUGACACGUGCCACGUGUGUCCCAGUGUGUUGAGGUGGGAAGGAAGAUGAAGAUUUAUGAUCGUUUUAUGCGAGGAAAAGUGAGUGCGGUGACGGUGCUGAACAGAUAAAUUAGGUGUUUUUUUUUCGUUGGUCGGGUCGAGUUCCGUCUAGUGGGGGAUAAGUUUUAUUCGGAGAAAAAUAGAAGGAAAAGUUUCCGAGGGGGGCGGGUCACGUGAAAUAUUACGGUGACAUCGGUGGGUAAUUAGUCGAGCAGAAGAAUCGGAUUAGUGCCAGCCAGUUUGAAGGGAGGGAUAAGUGUGUCAUAAAUCCGGCUGAGUUGGAAGUCGUGAUAGAAAAAUUCUUCUGGAUUAAGGCUUCGCCCGAGGAAGGAGAAAAAGAUACUACAAUUUGCAGCCUUUCACAAGUUUAUAAAUAAUCACACCCCGGCGGCGACGGCGUUCGGUGACAUCCCAGCUGGUCUAAGGAUAGUGACCAGAUUGUCCCGUUCCGGAGUAGCUGACCCUAGGACAAAAAAAAGAAGGAGUAGCGAAACCCGCCAGGAUGGGCUGCGGACAGAGCAAGAUUCAUCUCUACCCGAGGAAAAACAAGAGCAAAUCCAACGGCAAGAAGAGUGGACACAUAGAGGACGCCGACGCGGACGAGGAGGACGGACACAACGGGCGGGACGAGCGGGACCGGGAAAUCAACGGCGAGAAGGAAAAGCUCGACGAGGACGGGUCGCUGCGGGACGACGGCUCGCCGGAACCCCCCAACGGCGAAAUUGUGUCCAUUCUGCGGAAAAACGGCUCGCUGCUCCAAAGCCAGGAAAUCUCGUCGAGUCAGCAGAACUUUUUUCGCAUGUUGGAUCAGAAAAUCGAAGAGGGUCCGGACUACGACUCCAACAGUGAAACCGAGGUCGCGCUCGAGGAGGCCCGGAUGAACGCCCUCGUGCAACACUGGGAGUCCGCCAGCCUGACGACGUCAAUGUGUUCUUCCACCAGUCGGUCCCUGCAGGGCACGCCGGUGCGACAGGUGCCAAUGCGACAACCUCCGCUGAGGCCAGCAUUCCAGCAGCCGCUCAGUGCCGAGUUGCUGUCCCAGCAGCAGAUGCUCAAGCAGCAGCACCAACUGAUACUCCAACAACAGCUUCAGCAACAACAACAACAACAACAACAGCAACAGCAGCAGCAGCAAAUCAUCCACCAAAACUUCAACAUCAACAUGAACGUCAACAGUCCAAAGCGGGUCAUGGGCGGUGGCAACCCCAUCAACGUCGGCGGCAUUCCAGUCAGCAUGGACGGCCGACAGUUGCUGUCCCAGACAAUCAUCCACCAGAACUACGGCGUCCUCCAGCCGUCCCAGACGGCACCCCAGCUGCGUCCCAGCUCGGGCCGAACGUUGCCAACGCCGGUGCAGUGUUUGCAGAUGUCGUACUAUCAACAGCAGCAGCAACAGCAACAGCUUCAACAGCAGCAGAUUCAGGGCAUGGCCGGAGCGGCCCUGGUGGCCACCGGAGGAGGACCUUCGCUGGCCCAACAGCAGCAGUACCAACAGCAAUCGAUACCACCACAUUCGUACUACAAUGAUAUUCUGAGGCAUCCGUUGCAGCUCACAUCAGCACAGCUUGUAGCGCAACAGGUCCAGCAGCAGCAGCAACAGCAAUGUCCCCCAGGAAUCGCGUCCGUGUCCUCGUCGCUGGCCUCCCUCGGCGGUCCGUCGUCCUCGGUGGUAUCCGUUGGCAGCAGCGGGAGUCUGCUUGCCCAGUCCCAACAGCAGCAGCAGCUACCUGACCCGUCGACGGUGCCCCGGUUCCCACCGGCCAUCGCCGUCCAACGGUUGGCACCCCAGGUGCAGCGCCAACUCCGCGAAACGCAGGAACUGAUCAAGGACUCGUGCUCGCAGCUGUACGCCACCGGGUACGGCAGUCCGGGCCCACCGGGGGUUGGCCUGCCCGGUCCACCGAUGGCUCCUCUGAGGACAAAUCCGGCGGCGGCGGCCGCGGCCAGGGCAGCAGCUGCGGCAGCGGCAGCCGCCGGACGACGACCUCCGCCCGUUCCACCCACGCUGGAGACGCAGUAUUCGCAGGAACUUUCGUGAUAUCUAGACAAGUAGUGAAACUAUUAUUAUUAUACUUUACAUUUUAUCGCUGUAAUUAUGGACGAUUUUUUUUUCGGUUCAAGAUUAUCCGUUGUUCGAGUUUGGUUGCGAACAAUUUCGAUACACGAGGCAGGAUUUCCGCUGGGAAAAGGAUUAGCAAAGCUGUUGAAGUAGUUUAAUUUCCUCAGGAGGAAUGCACGUUCGCACUGGUAGGUGAUUCACUCGGUAUUUAUAGCGAAACAACAAUUACGGUUAAAAUAAUUGACGAGAUUAGCGAAUGUGAGAAAAAAAAAUGGUAAAUAUUUGCGUUUAGUUUUAAGGAUCUCUCAAGUCGAUGUUCGUACCUUUCCUUGGUGAUGGAAUUUCAAAAUUAAACAUUAAUAUUAAUUCAAAGACAAAAAAACAGCAAAACUGUGGGACAUUUCCAAUUCCAACAGUUGGCUUCCUUCUCGAAAAGAACAGUCCCUCCAGUACAAAAAAAAUGGCAAAAUCCCUAAAGCUAAAAAGUCCACCAAACCAAACCUCGUACUCUAUAAAUAAUUCAAAUUCGGUUUAGUUUCCGCCUCUCUCGUGUUCUCGUCGACCAACAAAUAAAUCUGCCGUGUAAUCGCCAUCCCGCCAACUGUCCCACCACGCUGCUGGUGAGAUGGUCAAAACCAAGAACCCCGGUGACCGUUGACCUGAAGCCACGUGAAACAGUGUAAUUAAUUCAAUCGCAGGCCAUCCUUUGCACUGGCCUGACCUACCAGGUGGGUUGCAUACUUUCGGGCUGCAUCCGGUGAAACCCAACCCAAUCCCACGUGGGGGUUUGGUGGUGGUGGUUGCCUACGGGCAGGCGCAAUUUUGCGUGGGAUCUUUUGAAUGAUAUUGCAGCAUGCAGGCGCGAUUCAACCUCAAAACUUGCAGUCAAAAGGCUGCUCGCUCAUAUUCUCUAUUUUGGUGAAAUUUUGGAUGAUUAUUAAACUACACGACUUGUCAUUUUUGAAGUAGAUGAUAGAUUUGAGCUCUUUGAACGUGCUCGAGUCGACAGAAUUGAAUUUGAUGGAAUUUCCAGCGAAAACAAUUCAAUUGUAAAUGCUAUGGAAUCCACUUGAGCAACCAUGCGCACUCAUUUUAAAAUGUGAGUGUAGCGAGAAAAGAGUUGCCAACAUAGCUUCAUAGCCGUAAUACCCUAAAUUAACAAUUUUAUCUUCAUUGGCAGAAAAUUAACUAAAAUUAAAUCUGUCCAUUUGGAGCAUGGACCCCAAAUCUAUCAUAUCUUGACAAAACAGAAGCGUUUUUUGACAACAAAUACAGAAAUGUCGAGUUAUGUUUUUAUUAAAGUUGUUGUUCUUGUAUUUUUUGUAACUUCAAAACAACUGUAAUUUUUCAUUAAUUUUUUUUUAAUUCAUACUCUAAAUUAUUAUCUAUCAAACACAACAAAGUUUGUCUAUUAUGCAAUCUGAUUGCAAAAUAGUGAUUGGUUUGAAAAUUUUGGAAAGAAAAAACAACAUCUUUUUUGGUUGUUAGGGGAUAUGAGACAAAAGGUCUGAAGACAUAAGGACGAAUAGACAAAAGUGAAAAAAAAUUAAAAAAGUUGUUAUUCAAAUAUAUUUAAAAAUUAUCAGAUUUUUUUUGGAAAAUGACAGAACUAAAAUAUGACUUGAAAAAUUCAAUGUUCUGUAAUAAUUUGUUCCGUUCUUUCAAACAUAAGCAGUUCCUUGAAAAGUUUUAUAGAAAAAAAAACUAAAUUGGAACUUAACUCAGAGAAUUUAAUCUUCUAUAAUACAGUCGACUCUCUGGCUGUCGAUCUUCUCGAUAUGAGUAUUGCUCCAUCUGUCAGUAAAUUUUUCAAUCCCUUCAAAAGCAUGCUUUGAUUUUUUCGUUCUAUACUUUGAUACCUCCCGCUCUUGACGGUCCCUUCAAUAUCGACACAGAGAGAAAGUUCAUUGUAAUUUAUUCUUGUUUCUGUAUUAUUUCUGUCAGAUUUUAAGAUUUUAAUUCAAGAUUUUUCAAGAUUUUUUUUAAUAUUGAAAGAACAACACAUAAUUUUAACAUUUGCAUGGAAAAAGUGUUUUUAAAU
Messenger RNA from Culex quinquefasciatus (southern house mosquito), 5722 nucleotides. It is a transcript of the gene tow, whose product is annotated as transcription factor SPT20 homolog. Bases 2125 to 3660 code for a protein of 511 amino acids. The record is from RefSeq and is a predicted model, not a curated record. The transcript is spliced from 7 exons. NCBI's taxonomy places the organism in Eukaryota, Metazoa, Arthropoda, Insecta, Diptera, Culicidae.